UUGAGAGAACAGUCGUCUGGAAAAAGUGUAUCACUAGAGCGGCUAGAAAUCCAAUGUGUGAGUGCCACACUGAUUAUCAUGUAAUUGUCCAGUGGCGACUAUUUACUCAGUCUUACACAAGUACCAGUGCAUGUCGCAUUAUUAUCUUAUAUCGUUUAUACAAUUGUACGUGCGCAUCUUUUCCUGGGACCACAUUGUCACCACCGUCCGCUACCGUUCAUCAAAUUUUAGCCGAUUGAUUGAGACUACAUUUAUUUCUUGGGCUUGUUCAUUAUUAGACGAUAAGAUGUCCGGCCAAGCAACAAAGCUGGACUGGUUGCGGCCGCCUGGACCGCUCAAUAUCUGGAAGGUUAUCGAUGGCUAUGAGAUGCUCUACGACGGUACCUGUAGUCCUAUAAAAAUAUCCUUGCAAGAAAUCCCUCCGGAUAGACACGACGAGGUCAUCGAACAUAUGUGCACCUACUUCAUGAACGAGGAUCCAGCUUGUAAAAGUUUAAAAACAAAAGAUGACCCACAACGAAAGUCAGACAUGAUAGCACUAUGGAGGCACUGCUUGAAUCAAGGCUUAGUGGUUGGUGCAUUUACCAUCGAUUAUUUCGGAAGGCUAUCAAGAUUAGCUGCCGUUAACAUGCUACUAGUCUUAACGGAUUAUUCGGAGCUCAAUUUGGUGGACAUCGUGCAAAAAUUUUCAUCGCCCCUAGCAAUACGAUUGUUUAAAAUGUAUUACGAGAUAUCCCUCAAAGCAGAUGUUUGCAAAAUCUAUGGAGUUGAUAAGUUCAUUUACUCGGUUGGCUUGAGUGUCGCGCCUCCUUAUCGCGGACAGAAACUUUCGCAGCGCCUGUUAGAAGUGAGGACGGAUAUUGGAAGGUAUUACGGCAUAAAAGCUACAGCAUCGACUUUCACGACGUCAGUGUCACAAGCUCUGGCCGAGCAGGCAGGAUUUAAAGUGGCGCACAUUCAGUAUUAUGCAAAUUUAGUGCACAAAGAUGGAUCUCCCGUUUACCCAAACAUAGAAACACCAGAUAUGAGGCUCAUGAUCAAAAAAUUGGAAUAAAAGUUGACCAACUGCUUGUUAAUCUUACAUUUUAAAUAAAAACAAAUGAACCUUUAUGUAUUCCAUAUGCAAAGCUUCGUAGAGAUGUUACUGUUAUUUUGAACAUAUUAACUUUAAGAAUGCCAAUCAAUGCAAUGCUAAUGAUCAAAAUCAAAAUGACACUCCACGUCCUUGAUGAAUUUUUGAAUCAUUACUACUUUAUAUAAUUUUAAUAAUUCUAUGUUUCUAAUUUUUACAUUUGUAAUAAACUAAAACUAUAAAAUUAAAUUUGUGG
Messenger RNA from Phymastichus coffea, 1328 nucleotides. RefSeq lists its product as uncharacterized. Bases 131 to 1054 code for a protein of 307 amino acids. Lineage: Eukaryota; Metazoa; Arthropoda; Insecta; Hymenoptera; Eulophidae. Gene Ontology annotation, molecular function: N-acetyltransferase activity. The transcript has 5 exons. The record is from RefSeq and is a predicted model, not a curated record.